AUGGACGAUGCCACGGUGGUGUGUAGAGUUAUGGGCUGCGGUCCUGCUGUCCAGGCGCUUUCCGGAGCCCAGUUUGGACAGGGAAGUGGGCAGAUCUGGAUGGAUGAUGUCCGUUGUGUGGGACAAGAGACUCUCCUGACACAGUGUCCUCAUUCUGGGUUUGGGAAUCAUAAUUGUGGACAUACGAAGGAUGCAGGAGUGGUGUGUGCAGAGAUUUGCUCAAACUACACAGACCUGUCUGAGCCAUGGCGGAACUACAAUUUUUACAGUUUUCGGCCAAAGACGGACACUGACCUCACAGAGGGCUGGUACCGCUUCACUGGCAUCGGUGGAGAGGUGCUGUCCUCUUACUGUCAUGGCAACAGCAGAACACUCAGCCUUUGCAGAGGAUUCUAUCUGCACAAACUCUUCCCCACAGACAAAACCUUCAUAACUGGACACCAGACGUGUGGACCGUCCUCCUGUGGUCCUAAUGCCCUGUGUGUUGGUGACGGACGCUGUGAGUGCAAACCUGGAUAUGAGAUACCUGAUGGCCACCUACCCACAGGGGACACCCAUCAGUGUGGAGUUGGAUUACGGUUAGUUGGAGGUACCACAAACUGUUCUGGACGAGUUGAGGUCCUCCACAAUGGCACUUGGGGCACCGUAUGUGAUGACGGCUGGGACAUUAACGAUGCCACAGUGGUGUGUAGAGUGAUGGGGUGCGGUCCUGCUGUCCAGGCUCUUUCCGGAGCCCAGUUUGGACAGGGAAGUGGCCAGAUCUGGAUGGAUGAUGUCCGUUGUGUCGGACAAGAGACUCUCCUGACACAGUGUUCUCAUUCUGGGUUUGGGAAUCAUAAAUGUGGACACACGAAAGAUGCAGGAGUGGUGUGUUCAGAGAUUUGCUCAAACUACACAAAUCUCUCUGAGCCAUGGCGCAACCACAACUUUUACCGUUUCCAGCCAAAGACGGACACUAACAUCACAAAGGGCUUGUAUCGCUUCACUGGCAUCGGUGGAGAUGUCCUGUCCUCUUACUGUAAUGGUGAUAGAAGAAUCCUUCACCUUUGUAGUAAACCUGACUAUUCUAGCAUUCUGGAAGGUCAAGUAUACACCCUCGAUUUGUGCCACUAUUCUGGGGGUUGCACACAUUCAGGACAUACUGUGGAUGUGCUGUUCUGCCCUGGAGGAUUCUAUCUGUACAAACUCUUCCCCACAGACAAAACCUUUAUGACCGGUAAGACCGACGAUUAUGAUAUCUGA
Molecule: messenger RNA, 1242 nt
Organism: Sardina pilchardus (European sardine)
Lineage: Eukaryota; Metazoa; Chordata; Actinopteri; Clupeiformes; Clupeidae
Product: deleted in malignant brain tumors 1 protein-like
Exons: 6
Coding region: 1-1242 (413 amino acids)
Biological process (GO): zymogen activation
Cellular component (GO): plasma membrane
Molecular function (GO): serine-type endopeptidase activity
Source: RefSeq, a predicted model, not a curated record